GCGGCAGAGAGGCAGUCGAAGGCCAAGACGCGGGCACCACCCCCUGCUCGAACAGCCGCUCCGGUCCGUGACGUUGAGGUUUUGGUUCGCCAUGCGGUCCAAGAGGAUCAUCCGGCCAAUGAGGAGGCGCUCCUGACCGUGAAGAGCAACGCGACCAUGAAGAGUGUGAAGGAGGCCUUGGUGGCGCACUUGGGCAAGCCCGAGUUGCUGCGGUCUUGCCGCUUGGUGCAGCCUGUCGGCGAGAACGGUGCCUUCUCCUCCUUCAAGGACAACGAGAAGCUGAACGGUCGCCGUGCGUUGCUGGUGCUGGGAAUCCCGAGCUUGCGGCCAGCAGGCGAAGAGCCAGCCGAAGAUGUGCCUGCAGAGAAGAGCUUGCAGGCUAGCCUGGAGCCGCGCAGCAAGCCGGAGGUGAAGGUGGCCGUUCCCGAGCCACCAAAGCUCUCCAUCUCGCAGGCUCUGGCCCUUCAGCGCGACUUGUUGCAGGGCUUCUCCGACCCAGAGUUCCAGCAAAAGCGCAAGGACCAAUGCUCAAAGAUCGUGCAGGAUGUGUCGAUGAGCCACACCAUCGUCGUCGUCUCUCAGCUGUGGCAAAGGCAGAGCGAGCCCAGAAAGUUCAGCGCCGAGCGGCAGAAGCUCUUCCUCACGGUUCAGAAGGUGGUCCUUCCCAGAUAUGGCUUCGAGGGUAGCCCCAAGGGCGUGUUCGACAUGCUCCAGCAGUUCGACCGCACCGGCUCUUGCAAGCUGUUGCAGGGCGCUGUGUUGAACCACCUCCUUUUCGCGGAAGAUCCGGCAGAGGCCAUUCCAGCCACUGCACAG
Symbiodinium sp. CCMP2456 is the source of this 816-nucleotide messenger RNA. The record is from the annotation of a GenBank genome assembly. Lineage: Eukaryota; Dinophyceae; Suessiales; Symbiodiniaceae.